GACAGCAGCACAGCAAAACUUUUUAAAGCGUUUAAGCUGCUAGAAAACACUUAUAAAACGAAUAACCAAUAGCGAGUGCAGUCCGUUCGCGGGAAUGUGCCUGGCAGACAGCACCCAGGGCUGCUGUGCACCAAUCAGCGCAUGACGAGUGUUGAAGAGUCCGAGAAGGAAUCGAAACUGAGUUGGAGUGAAGGGAAACGAGAGUUUGCAGCUUCUGAGCGUCGACUUCAGGUGACCAUCUGCCUCCAGAGCUCUUCUCCACGCCGGGGAGAAUUCAAUGGGAGGGAAGCCAGAAUGGACAGCCUCAGACACAAACGCAAGACGGACAUCAGCAAGUCCCUGGCGUUCAUACAAUUGUCCCUGCCAUACCCCGAACCCGCUGACUUCAAGGACUUCCUGGUCCAGUUAGUGCACAACCUGCUGGAGGAAGGCAGCGACCUGAUCACGGAUGGAGACCUGAAGGAGGCGGAGAAAGAGUUCAGCGAAGGGCUGGAUGUUUCUGCUUAUGCCUUGGCGCAGGGGGUCGAGAUUCCACCAGUUCUCCUGGAGAGUCUCCACGUCAACCGAGCGGGCGCUCACCACCGCCUGAAAGAGUACGACAAGGCAGUGAAGGACUGUGAUGAGGCUCUGCGGCUCAACAGGGAGAGUCGCAACGCUCUCUACAGGAAGGCUGCGUGUCUUAGGGACAUGGGACGUCUGAGGGAGGCGUACAACUGCGCCACCGAGUGCCUGCUGCUGAACCGUCUGGACAAAGAAGUGAACAUUCUGGCGCAGAAACUCGCCAUCCAACUUGGUCUGAAGACUAGAAAGCCCUACAUCAGUUCCAAGGUGCCUGGCUCGCACUUUGGACACGACAGUGGUCCGCCAGAGAAUGUCUCUGCUGCAGGUGGGUCUUCAUCUGGAGACACUUCCAUCAGAACCCUGACGGAUGACUUCUCUUCAGCGAGUGUGCUGCCCGCCCCCCCGCCGCCCGCUGUCUCCCCCCCCCCGGCGUCCGACAAGACGGUCCCGUCGGCUGAAUCGGACCUGAUCGGAGACGACCUGGACACCCUGCUGGACUGCUACCCUGCGGAGCAAACCGAGCCGGGGGUCACGUCCUCAAGCUUCUGCGCCCCCAUCCACGUGAUGCCCACCUGUCUCCCUGCGCCCAGUCCCCAACUCCCGCCCGCCUUCUUCCCCUCUGCGGUCAGCCAGCUCAACAGCCUGGACAGUCCUGCGGUGGGAGCAGAGACCACCCUGGACGCUCUGGACGACCUCCUGCCCUCGCAGAGCCUGGACUCCUUGGACGACUUUUCUCCCAUCAGCCUGGAGGCUGGGCGUUUCACGCCAGCUCCGCUCGAAGGGCUGGACUCCCUGGAUUCCCUCUGCGACGCGUCACCCAGUUCUAAAGUGAGGGGCUCGGGCGAGGCAAAGGACCUCACCGUUCUGUUGAGUCAACUGGGCCCAGUGGAAAAGGCCCCCGAUGUUGAGCUGGGCUGCAUGAACGGGGGCGCGGUGCACCAGCUGGACAUGUUUGACACAGACGUGUCCGCUGGGGUCACCACGCUCGACACGCUCUCCGACUUUGGCCCCUCAGGGGUGUCUGCCAUUCCUGCUGCUGCCUCCAACACCACCCUCAACACCGCUGCCGAAGCCAAGCACCCGCUGGCCAGGACCCACGAGUUCCUGCAGGCCUGUGUCGCCUGUUUCCCUCGAGAAGGUCAGGGGGUUCACACCUUCGUCCACAAGCCCAACCUGGUCCACAACUGCGAGCGAGACAUUCUCCUGUGCCGGCGAAAGUCCCCGGUCCCCGCAAAAUGGACCAGAAUUCGAGAGAUACCCACAUGGACAUCCUUCACCGGACCCUUCGUGCUGUGCAGAGGUUUCCAACGCUCACCAUCAGAAUCCAUCUUGUGGCGAGUUUGGUUCCAUUUGUCUGGACCUUCAGAUCUGAUCGCCUCUGGAGACCUGGGCCUGUGCAAGUACGGCGAGGACUGCACCUUUGCCUUCAGCCAACUGGAGAUUGACGUGUGGACGGCGGAGAGGAAGGGGGCGCUCAACAGACAGCUUCUGUUCCAGUUAGCCGCGCCGGCGCGGGACCCUAUCGGCAACGUCGUGCGCUUACUGCAGGAGAACAAGGGCACGUUCAUCUUCGUUUGUAAGGAGUGCUUCGACGGCAAACCCAGGAUCAUCAGCAAGCGCCUGAAGGCCAACCCGUCCGUCUGCUCCAACUUGGACGUCCACCAUAACUUUGAUGCCAACAAGUGCCUGGCUUUUGUGGUCCGGACCACCACGGUCAACUACAAGAAGGUCCGCCCCCUGAAUGUCAUGUGCCACCUGGACAUUUGCCACAAAGCCGUGCGCUUUGGCUGCCAGCACGAGGACCAGUGCCGCUUCGCUCACUCCACUAUUGAGCUCAAGACGUGGCGGGUUCAGCGCAGCACAGGAAUCAGUCCGGAGGAGAUUGUACGAGUCGCGGCCAAUUUUUACGAGAGCGCAGAAAGAAAGCAGAAGGCAAACUUUGCAGCAACAAACACUGGAAACCGAAAAGCGGGCGGAGCCACCAGGAAGAGCCUGAACAUGAAGAUGAAGUUCGUAUGUGGCCAGUGUUGGCGGGACGGACGCAUCACGGAGCCUGACAGGAUCCUCAAGUACUGCUCAGCCAAGGCCCGACACCUGUGGAACAGGGAGCGGCAGAUUCUGAUGGUGAGGUCUCUGCAUGAAACCAAAUGGGCUCAGGUCCGGCCACUGCCACACUCCUCCAAGAACUUCCCUGCGCAAUACGAGCUCUGCACCCGGAUUCUGGAGAGGAACAGAUGCACAGUGCCCAACUGCACGUUUGCCCACAGCCCGGAAGAGAGAGACAUGUGGAUGUACAUGAAGAGCAACGACUUGCAUGAUAUGCAGCAGAUGUACAACAUGUGGCUGUCGCUCAGCACCCAGAGCCAACCUGCAGAGGGCGCCGCACACCCCCCGCCCAACAUGGAGGAGAAGUACAUCAUGAUGCCGACAGACAACAUGGAACCAUCGAGCGGCUUCCACUGCCGGCUGUGCGGCAAGUACAGCAACAGCGAGCGCCAGUGGCAGCAGCACAUCUCCACCGAGAAACACAAGGACCGGGUGUUCAGCUGCGAGGGGGAGGAGGAGGCGCUGACCUGGAGCUACCGCUUCCCCGGCAAACAGCUGGAGCUCUGCCCAAAGCUCGGGGGGCACUGCCCAGACGGUGUCAGCUGCGACUUCGCCCACAGCACGGAGGAGCUCCAGGAGUGGCGCGAGAGGAGAGACUUCCUGCGACGGAAGUUGGACAGGGCCAGAGAAGAGUUGCUCAUCAUGCCUGACGAGUUUGACUUUGGAAAGUACAAUUAUCUACUCAAGUCUUAAUGCAAACAUUACCGACUAGAUUUGUUUGGGCUACCAAGUGCUCUUAAAGAACCCGGGAAGAAGCCAUUUUAUUUCUCUCCACGCCACUGUUUUCUUUUACUGUGGGCAGCACAGGAGGCUCCUUGGCUUUUACUUGAAUAUAUUACGGGAGAAUCACCACAAGUUCCUUGACAAAUCUUGAGUUGUUCUUCAUCUGCCACAGCUGUGCGAACUUGUGCUGGUUUAAGUCUUGUGGAGCAAAGAUUCUGUGAAUAAAUAAAUAAUUCCGUUUAAAUACCCCCAAUGUUUUCAUAGAAUGUGAAGGCCAUGAAAGGUGGGAUCAAAGAUGAGGCUUAGAUUGUCAUAAAACGCUCUCGUUUUGACGGAUUUAUUUGGAUUGGUCGCCAUACCUUCACCUGUUUUAUCCCUAUGAAGCAGCGAGCCCGGUUCUGUUUUCACUUUCCACGUGUGAUCU
Messenger RNA from Synchiropus splendidus (mandarinfish), 3814 nucleotides. RefSeq names its product zinc finger CCCH domain-containing protein 7B-like. The record is from RefSeq and is a predicted model, not a curated record. Lineage: Eukaryota; Metazoa; Chordata; Actinopteri; Syngnathiformes; Callionymidae. Gene Ontology annotation, biological process: miRNA processing. Gene Ontology annotation, molecular function: miRNA binding; metal ion binding; protein binding. The transcript is spliced from 20 exons. Bases 142 to 3360 code for a protein of 1072 amino acids.